Molecule: messenger RNA, 2073 nt
Organism: Abrus precatorius (Indian licorice)
Lineage: Eukaryota; Viridiplantae; Streptophyta; Magnoliopsida; Fabales; Fabaceae
Product: protein IQ-DOMAIN 1-like
Exons: 6
Coding region: 128-1501 (457 amino acids)
Molecular function (GO): protein binding
Source: RefSeq, a predicted model, not a curated record
UCCUUCAAAGCAAGAUCUGCCCUCUCUCUCUUUCUCAUCUCUUCCUGGGACACUCUGUGUGGGCCUCAACUUGUUCCGUUACUCUGCCAAACCAACUACCUUUGAAUUUGAUUUCCAGGAAUUGCAAAUGGGGAAAAAAGGGAGUUGGUUUUCUGCAGUCAAGAAAGUUUUCAGUCCAGAUUCCAAAAAGGAAAAGAAAAAGCACAAGUCAAAGAAACAAAGUGGUUACAAGGAUUCGGAAGUAGCAUAUGCAGAAGCAGCAACCCCUCUUCCACCAAUAGAUAGUGUUAAAGAAAAUGAACAGAACAAGCAUGCAUUUUCUUUGGCUCUUGCCAGUGCUGUUGCAGCAGAGGCUGCUGUUGCUGCUGCUCAGGCUGCUGCAGAGGUUGUGCGUCUCACAAGUAUGCCUCACUACCAUGGAAAGACCAACCAAGAAAUAGCAGCUACCAAGAUUCAAACGGCAUUCCGCGGAUAUAUGGCAAGAAGGGCAUUGCGCGCAUUGAGAGGUUUGGUGAGACUGAAAACACUGAUACAAGGACAAUCUGUUAAGAGGCAAGCAAGUAGCACCUUACGAUGCAUGCAAACUCUGGCAAGUUUACAGUCUCAGAUUCGCGAAAGGAGAAUUAGAAUGUCUGAGGAGAACAAGGCCCUUCAGCACCAACUACAGCAGAAACAUGAAAAGGAACUUGAGAAGUUGCAAGUUGCUCAGGUUGGAGAAGAAUGGGAUGACAGCUUGCAGUCAAAGGAUCAAAUUGAAGCAAAAUUGUUGCAAAAACAAGAAGCUGCUUUGAGAAGAGAGAGAGCUUUGGCCUAUUCAUUCUCACAUCAGCAAACUUGGAAGAGCUCUUCAAAAUCAGUAAAUCCUACAUAUAUGGAUCCAAAUAAUCUUCACUGGGGGUGGAGCUGGCUAGAGAGAUGGAUGGCUGCCAGGCCAUGGGAGGGCCAAAGCACAAUGGAUCACAAUGAUCAUUCAUCACUGAAGAGUGCAGCAAGUGUAGGAGAAAUCACCAAAACGUAUUCACUCCGCGGCAAUAGUCAUGAUAAUAGGCCUUCCCCUUUUGGCCAAAAAGCGAGAAGACAUGCCACUCACAACUCCCCUUCAACUCCAGCUUCAAAGGCAAAAUCUGCUACUGGAAAGGUAAGGCCAUCAAGCUCAAAGGGUAGUGCAUGGGGUGGUGAUGAAGACUCAAGAAGCAUGCUAAGUGUUCAGUCAGAACGUUAUCGCAGACAUAGCAUUGCAGGAUCCUCAGUGAGAGAUGAUGAAAGCCUUGCAAGCUCACCUGCCAUUCCAAGUUACAUGACACCCACAAGUUCAGCAAAGGCCAAGUCCAAAAUCCAAAAGCCAUCACCUGAAAAAGGAGCCGCUGCUGUUUCUGCCAAGAGGCGACUUUCUUUCUCCCCUUCUUCGGCUGGUUCAAGAAGACAUUCUGCUCCUCUUAUGGUGGAAAUGGUUUCCAAAAAAGAUGUUGCUGCUAUGGUUAGCAAUGGAGGGGGCAGGUAGUGAUGGGGAUGUUAUUGCCAUCAGUGUAAUUCUUGUAUGAGCAUAGUUUGUCUAUAGGCACAACCAGUCAAAAAGGCAAAAAGCUUGAAUAUAACAUUAAAAUAUCUUCAACUUAGAUUCUACUUUUGAUUGGUUGUCCCUGUAGAGUCUGUCUCAUGCCCAAAUUACUCUUGGCAUUAACUUUCUCACUGUUAUGAAUGAAAAUUUAGGUGGUGUAAUGGGUCUUGCUAGUUGUCUUUGAUCCUCUUCUUCAUCCCCACAAUUGUUGGUGCCUUGAGGAGUAAAGAUACAACAAAAUUGGCUUAUCAGUUUGUUCAUAUAUACAAUUAUCUUCAUAAUUACUAUCAAACACUUCUUAACAAACAACUCUGUUUAGCUGGAUUGGUUUUAGGAGUGACACUAGUUUUUUUUUUUUUUUUUGACAAAUUAUGCUUUUGUUUAAUUUUGCUGUAACCCUUGUAGGGUAGUAUGCUUUUUGUAUUUCUUUAUUUUCUAUGUAAUUGAUUUCAUGAUUAUUGGUUUAGAUUGUGACCAUAUUUGUUAUAUUCUUAAUAUGAUGUCUGGAUAAGAAU